AUGGAUGUGAUAAAGACGCAACAGAUAUCAGCAAGGACCAUCGAGAAAGUAGUCGUUCAUCCACUCGUCUUGCUCAGUAUCGUCGACCACUACAACCGCGUCGCUAAGGACUCGCGCAAGCGCGUCGUCGGCGUUCUCCUCGGUAGCAGCUCUCGUGGUAUCGUUGACGUCACCAACAGCUACGCAGUGCCGUUUGAGGAGGAUGACAAAGACCCAAGUAUCUGGUUUCUUGAUCACAACUACCAUGAGUCAAUGUUCCACAUGUUCAAGAGAAUCAAUGCCAAGGAGCAUGUUGUAGGUUGGUACAGCACUGGCCCUAAACUUCGAGAGAAUGAUUUGGAUGUUCAUGCUUUGUUCAGUGGCUAUGUUCCAAAUCCAGUGUUGGUCAUUAUUGAUGUCCAGCCUAAAGAACUUGGAAUCCCCACUAAAGCUUACUAUGCAGUUGAGGAGGUCAAGGAGAAUGCUACUCAGAAAAGCCAGAAAGUCUUCGUUCAUGUGUCUACAGAAAUAGCUGCUCAUGAAGUCGAGGAGAUUGGUGUGGAACAUUUGCUGAGGGAUGUGAAAGACACAACUAUCAGUACCCUGGCGACUGAGGUCACUGCCAAACUUACGGCUUUGAAGGGGCUAGACGCACGUCUUAGGGAGAUCAGGAGUUACCUUGACCUUGUAAUUGAAGGAAAGCUUCCACUAAAUCAUGAGAUUUUGUACCAUCUGCAGGAUGUUUUCAACUUGCUUCCAAACCUGAAUGUGAACGAGUUGGUCAAGGCCUUCUCAGUGAAAACAAAUGACAUGAUGCUCGUUAUCUAUCUAUCGUCCCUCAUCCGGAGUGUAAUAGCGCUCCACAACUUGAUCAACAACAAGUUGCUGAACAAGGAACAUGAAAAGGAAGAGGACUCAAAACCGGUGCCCAUACCCAUCACCAGCUAA
Eruca vesicaria subsp. sativa (arugula) is the source of this 927-nucleotide messenger RNA. Lineage: Eukaryota; Viridiplantae; Streptophyta; Magnoliopsida; Brassicales; Brassicaceae. The record is from the annotation of a GenBank genome assembly.